Molecule: messenger RNA, 780 nt
Organism: Trichoderma asperellum CBS 433.97
Lineage: Eukaryota; Fungi; Ascomycota; Sordariomycetes; Hypocreales; Hypocreaceae
Source: RefSeq, a predicted model, not a curated record
CGGAGCAAAAAGGCGGGCUUGACCUGAGAUACUGAUGCAGGCAGGGAGCCAGAGCAGCAGCAGCGCUGGGCCAAUCGCCGAGCCUCUGUGCGCGGCAUAUGCACGCAGCCCCGGAACGUGUGUUUUAUUUUUAUAUCCAUCUCUUUUUAUUUGGAUAUUCUUCUUUCCUUUUUUCCCGCUUGCAUUACUGCUAUCCCAAUUUUAUCCCUCGCCCCUCGUCCCUUUUUUCUUUUUAUGUUUUGCCUUUUCCCCUCGUCAACUCGUUGGGAGAGGCCAGUGCCGCAGACGCUUUGGGCAGAAGGCAAGAGAUCGUCCGGCCCGUCAACGUGCUCGCCGCUGAGGCCCCAGAGCCUAGUAGAGCCACGAGCCUAGAGCCACGAAGCUGGGGUUCUCGCCUGGCGCGAUACCUGGAACGUCUCCGGCUGCAGCUGGGACUGCUGCUAGUCCUCCGUACGAGCCCUCGUAGCACUGCUGGGCUGGCGCUAGCGGUCGCUGGCGUCGCUCCCAGCCAAGGCACAGCACGAAGGUUCACGCUGCCAUCCACUCGAGGCAUGGCAGCACCAUAGGCCACGCUCCCAGCAGAGCGCCAGCAGCUUAGCGUCCGCCGGUAGUGCGCCAAUGCCACAGCACACCCACCUGGCCAGGGCCUAGGCCAUGCUCAGCAAUAUCCACGCCGUCCGUCGGCCUUCCAGGUCGGCAUGUCACCCGCGCCGGCGCCUUUUAGCAGUCGAGGCGACACGGGCUGGCAGGGUACGAGCUCGUGGAGUCUCCAAGUACUGG